AGCAUCCAAGAUAGGGAAGUUGACCUUGCUUCGAAGCUCUCUCUCUCUGUUUUGCUAGGUCUUUCCUGCUCUCUUGAAGCAUUUGUAUGUCGAAAUACUGCUAUGGAGCAACGGAAACUCCUCGCGCCUGUGAGCCAGCGAAAGAAGACGGUGGAGGCCUGUGACCCUUGCCGAGCACGAAAAUCCAAGUGCGAUGGGGCUAGUCCUUGCAAAUCAUGUACUCACAACAACCUUCGAUGUGUUUACGAUCCGUCGACGUCGGCGAACAAAUUGACCGCAGAGUUUGACGGGUUUAACAAGCGGCUACUGGAGCUCGAACACGCCGUGUUUAGCGAGCUAACGUACAAGGCAUCAGACCCGAACAAUGCGGGUGGAAGCCGCAGUAAUGGUCGCAGCUUCAACGCCCCGGAGCCAUGGUUUGAGUCGGUCAUGACUCUCAACACCAGCACGUGCUCGGUUGAGUUCUAUGGCAGCACUUCCAUCCUAGCACUAGCCCGGUUUCUGGGUAACCGGCUGCGGGAGUUUGAAGGAGAACACCAUAUACACGAGCCGCCAUCCAAAAAGCCAGUCCCCGCCACGAAGACGUCCUCGCUCGAGCUGGACGGGCUCUUUGAGCACAACGACUUCAUCCCUAUCCCUUGGCAGCCGCAGACGAGGAGAUGGAAGCUGAGAGAAGACGUUGCCAAUGCUCAUGUUCGCAGUUUCUUCGAUACGAUCCACGACUUCUUGCCCGUCCUCGACGUCGAUUCCUUCAUGACCGCCUACCGCGCAUUCUGGGACGCGCCCCCGCUAGACACUGAGAGCCUCGCUUCUCAGCAGCGGCAGUGCCUGGUAUACUCGGUACUUGCCAUGGGCGCGCUGAAAUCCGACUCGGGGUCGAACAAUGCCGAGUGGGCUGCAAGUUACUUCUCCGAAGCUCAGGAAGUUCUGGGGAAGUUGUUCGACGCUGUGAGCAUCGAGACCGUCCAAGCGGCCCUGUUUAUGGGGUGCUAUGCCCAAAGUGUAUUAAAACCAAAUCUCGCAUAUAACUAUAUCGGUAUCGCCAUCAGAUUCGCUUACUCGAUCGGCCUCAAUCGAGCUUCCGCGGGUAUCAAAACCACUGCCCAAGCUCAAGCUCAAGCUCAGGCAGCGUCGAGGACGUGGUGGAUGCUAUAUACCAUUGAAGCUGAGCAGUGUCUGGACUCGGGACGCCCGAUGUCGAUACGAGAGGCAGAUGCAAAAGCUCCAUUCCCAAAAGAUUCUCCUGAACCAUUGGCAAGCGUCGGCCGAGUCACGUUCAUCACCGUCAUGGCUAAGUUUGGUCGAACCAUGCGAAAGGUUAUGGACUUGAUAUCGGCAAUCAACGAGGAGGGCUCUGAGGCACAACCGUUCGCAGGACGCUUAAUGAAUCUCCAAGUCGAGUUGUGUGCUUGGCGCGAGAACCUUCCGCCACACCUCAAGUUCGACAAAGGUUCCCAAGACCCCGAAAACCCGCAAUGGGAGACGGUGAAGUGGGUGAAACGCCAGCGCCAAAGCAUUCAAGUUCAUUUCAACCACCUCAUGGUCAUGUUGCACCGACCGUUCUUCAGAAAGAGCCAGAUAACGAUGCCUCUUUAUUCAACCAACAUGUCGGUUUCAAUUUGCCUGGGGGCAGCACAGGAAAACGUGGUGCUGAUCCAUCAUCUUCUCGCCGAGGACCCGAGCAACAGGCGCUGGAGGUACUAUUGCUACUACUGUUUAUCGGCGACUCUCGUCCUGAUGAUGCGCAUCUUUGAAUGUCCGACGGAGGAAGCAGAUGAGUACGUUCGAACCUGCUCCAAGAGUAUCGAGGUAUUCGAAUAUAUCAACUCCGGACAGUCGAGAAAAUGCGCCGCCCUGGUUAAAAAUGUGCUGCAGAGGCAUCGGGAACCGGCACGAAGUCAGAGGAGAAAACCUCGGGACGGGCCCUUCUCUACCACAACUGACGACAACGUGCGGUCGGGCCCAGAUCAAGAUCUAGCGGCCACCAGGGAGGUGCCAAGUAGCACGCAAGGAUCCAACAUCCUUACUGACUUUCACAUUGGCGACAUAUUUGGCGACCCAUACAAGGACCAGACAAUCAGUGAGGCGCUAAACCUUUCUUCGGAAAUGACCGGGGAUGAGCAAUUCCUAGCAGAUAGUUACAGCCAAUAUCUCUUCCAGGGACCAAUAUAGCAUCUUUGUCCAUCGGCUGACACACCCUCGAAUGAUCGGUCUUCGUCCUUGGUCUGGUUGAAUUCUUGGGCCCAUGGCGUCGAAAUGGGUCCACGGUUUGUCGUUCAUGGGGACGCUCCCAUUGACGUAGAAGCCGGAGAGGGUCGGUGUUGGUGGAGCAAUGACGGCAUGAGGAAGGGCCAGCAGCUGCUACGCCCACGACAUGGCCGGAAGAAUGCCGAGAAAGGAGGUCGAAGGCAUUUCGAGCUUGCUACGUGGAAUCAGUCCGAGUCUAGGUUGUUCUGGAAAGGACCGUCG
Phialemonium atrogriseum is the source of this 2469-nucleotide messenger RNA. Its product is annotated as fungal-specific transcription factor domain-containing protein. NCBI's taxonomy places the organism in Eukaryota, Fungi, Ascomycota, Sordariomycetes, Cephalothecales, Cephalothecaceae. The record is from RefSeq and is a predicted model, not a curated record. Gene Ontology annotation, molecular function: DNA binding; zinc ion binding; DNA-binding transcription factor activity, RNA polymerase II-specific. The transcript is spliced from 8 exons. Gene Ontology annotation, biological process: DNA-templated transcription; regulation of DNA-templated transcription. The coding region runs from base 103 to 2172 and encodes 689 amino acids.